Messenger RNA from Enterobius vermicularis (human pinworm), 2118 nucleotides. Lineage: Eukaryota; Metazoa; Nematoda; Chromadorea; Rhabditida; Oxyuridae. The record is from the annotation of a GenBank genome assembly.
AUGGAAAAGAUUGAACAAUUAAAAUUAUCACCAAAGCAGUUACAAAGUGCAGAAAAACUACAUUAUUCGUGGUAUCUUUCGGCAACAAAUGCCUUACUGGGUGCUGUAGCCAGAGAAAUCUAUCUUCGAAUGAAUAAGCAAAAUCGAAGAGCGUUUAUCAAAUGCCUGAAUCGCAUCGAGAAAGAUAUUGAUAUAACAGCUGGUGCAAAAUGCAUUACUGCUGCUCUCGACAAUCGGUUGUUAAAAAAAUCAUCAUACGACAAAGUGUCCACAGAUACGAAGUCAAUUAGUUUUGUACAAGAAGAAAAACCACGUGAAGAGAAGAACAUUUUAAGUAGGACAUCCGUCCCUAAGUUCUAUAGCAAAAUUUCCAAAUACAGAAGGUUUAAUGACUGGUCAAAUGCUAUAAAACCAAUUAAAUACAAGGAAAAGCUGCGAAAAUCUAAAGUGAAAGUAAUUAAGCAGAAAAGAAAAUUGACAAAACGGCAUAAUACGUUUCGACUUGACGGACAGGUCAAAGAAUUGAUGGAAGAAUCUCGACGCCUUGACAAACUGGACAACAAUUUGAAAAUAAUCAAAAUGGACAAAAUGCCAGACUUAAUCGACCCUCAUGACGAAUUUAUGCGUAUGGCAAAAUCGCCAAUUUGGACAACUUCGAAAAUGCUUACCAAUUUUUUCCGCGCCUUCAGCAGUAAAAAACCACUACGUAUAGGACCUUGGAAAGAAACUUAUAAAAAACUUGAGGAAGUACAAGAUAUGAUCGAAGACUCGGCUUACAAAGCUAGAUACCGUCAUCGGAUGCUCGACAUAGUGCUCGGCGACAACAACCCAUACCGAAAAAGGAUACCCAUAGCUGAACGAAUUCAAGGCUACUUUCCAGAAAGUAUUCAAAAGUCGCCACUAAUGAAGAAUCUUUUAAAUUUCUUAGACGCUUUUUCUAAACACAACAACGAUGAAUCCUACAAAAUUUUGUCGCCACGUUUCAUCCCUGUCGUCCCCGACAAAAAGCAUACAAAGCACGCUCUCUCUCCAAGCUUCUUUCCAAUGUAUAACGAUGACUCACCAAAUAGCAUCUUGCCGAUUCCCAAAGUCUUAAAGGCCACUGGUAUGUCAGAUGAUGAUCGAGACGCAGUACUGGAGCUUAUUAUGCAAACUACGGGAGCACGUAAUUUGGUUGACGAAACUUUGGACGUCAUGGAAAAAGCAAAAAAACUUGGUUUAGCAGACGACAUUACCAACAUCACUGUUUUCAUCCAAAAACUUUUCACCAAAGUAGAGAAAACUUUUAAUAAACGGCAAAAGAGAGAAAUUAAUAGUCGGAAAUACACGUUCAUGACCAAAGAGCAGCUACUGAUGUUUUUUGGACCUGAAGGUACGUUAUUAGAUCAGGUUAUGCACGAUAAAACUUCACCUACUGACAUUUUUCGUCGUCGACCUCCCACUGAUAAUAUGGCACAGUCAACUAACACCCUUUUAGCUUGGCUUGAUACAGCUCUUUUUACUGGCCUGAUAAACAGGCUUGAAGGUUUCAGCGUUUCGCGAGGUUUAUACAAUACGACAAAAUUUCCGUUUAACAUUGAUGACUACGCAAAAUGGACUGAAGUUGACAGGAAGAAAGCUCUGAUCAACAAAAUCAGGAUUUUAGCCGGCGAAACCGAAGAACAGAAAGAAGCAACACACAAAAGGCGCAAGAGACAUACAACCUUGUCUCCAUUUGCCUUUUCUCCUUCAGUUUUAAAUUUCGCCAUUUUGGCACCAGUAACACUAUCGCCAAGUAUAUUUUCGCCGAGCAUAUUAAAUCCGUACAUGCUUAGUCCACCAGUUCUUUCACCACAGAUUGGAAAUCCUAUGAUUUUUUCGCCCUACUUCUUAGGGCCUAAUACAAUGUCAGCCGCUAUAUUCAAUGUCUAUGUUUUUACACCUUAUGUUUUGUCUCCGAACGUUAUGAACCCAUACAUCAUGUCGCCGUUGAUUCUCAGUCCAUUCGUUCUAUCUCCGGAUCUGUUGUCGCCAACAAUUCUUUGUGGUGGAAUUCUGAGCCCAGCAAUCCUGUCACCGUCGGUGUUAUCGCCCACAGCUUUUUCUGCUCAAGUUUUAUCUCCUUCUGUACUAUCCUGA